AUGACCAUCUUUUUGUCGACCGUGGUGCCUCUUCUGGCAGUGAGCCUGGGGAUCAUGUCGAUGGGUGUGGUGCUGGCGUGGUCGUCGCCGGCGGUGCCCAAACUCCCCCACCUGACGGCCGCCGAGGCGUCGUGGGUGGGGUCUCUGCCGUCGCUGGCGGCGGCGCAGGGUCCCUGGCUGGGCGGAUGGGCGGCGGACCGCGUGGGGCGGCGGACCACGGCGCUCCUGGGGGCGCUGCCAAUCGUCGCCAGCUGGGUCGCGCUCAUGUUCGUCGAGCACGCGCCCACCUGGCUCUGCAUCGUGCGCUUCGUCUCGGGGCUCGGCAUCGGACUCAUCAUGCCUGCGCUCGGCAUCUACGGCGCCGAGAUCUUCCAGACGCUGCUGUUUCUGGCGACCUUCUUCUGGGUGCCAGAGUCGCCCUACUACCUGCUGGCCAAGGGCAGGGAUGAAGACGCCGCAGAAUCUCUCCGGCGACUGCGAGACGACAACAGCGACAUCUCCUCUGAACUUCAGAGGAUGAAGAAAGCUGUGGAGGACUCCAAGGUGAACGAGGCCUCCGCGCUGGACCUGUUCCGGUCCCGCAGGUGCCGCCGGGCGCUGGCCAUCUCGCUGGGCGUGGUCUGCGCCGAGCAGCUGGCCGGCAUCAACGCGGUGUUCUUCUACAGCCAGAACAUCUUCGACGCCGCUGGCGGCGAGGACAGCCGGGUGGCGCCCAUCAUCGUCAACGGCGCCAUGCUGCUCGAGUCGUGCGUCACGCCCUUCCUGGUGGACCGCCUGGGCCGCAGACCGCUGCUCAUCUUCUCCUCCACCGUCAUGUCCGUCGCCCUGACUGUUUUGGCUGUGUAUUUCUACCUGAGUGACACAGGGAAAAGCGUCGAGGACAUCGACUGGCUGCCACUCACUGCCCUCGUCUUCUACAUCGUCACCUACACCGCAGGAUACGGCGGCCUACCGUUCACCUUUACAGGGGAGAUCUUCGCGCAGAACGUCAAGUCUGUGGCUCUACCUGCAGCUGCCUGUGUUUCGUGGACCAUGUCCUUCUUGGUGACGAGGUUCUUCGAGGACAUUUCCAUCGCCGUCGGCAACUAUGGGCCCUUCUUUCUGUUCGCAGCUUGCUCCUUGCUCGCCUCGCUCUACGUGUACCUGUUACUGCCUGAAACGGAGGGGAAGACUUUAGAAGAGAUACAGGUUCUGCUUGAAAGCGGUAGGACUAUCAGAGCAUGUCGCUGA
This is a messenger RNA of Schistocerca americana (American grasshopper), 1230 nucleotides long. RefSeq names its product facilitated trehalose transporter Tret1-like. Gene Ontology annotation, cellular component: membrane. Gene Ontology annotation, biological process: transmembrane transport. The record is from RefSeq and is a predicted model, not a curated record. The coding region runs from base 1 to 1230 and encodes 409 amino acids. Gene Ontology annotation, molecular function: transmembrane transporter activity. The transcript is spliced from 6 exons. NCBI's taxonomy places the organism in Eukaryota, Metazoa, Arthropoda, Insecta, Orthoptera, Acrididae.